Messenger RNA from Beauveria bassiana ARSEF 2860, 1869 nucleotides. RefSeq names its product WD domain-containing protein. Gene Ontology annotation, molecular function: protein binding. The record is from RefSeq and is a predicted model, not a curated record. Bases 1 to 1869 code for a protein of 622 amino acids. The transcript is spliced from 2 exons. Lineage: Eukaryota; Fungi; Ascomycota; Sordariomycetes; Hypocreales; Cordycipitaceae.
AUGCCUUCGGCGCUGGUUGGUAAGACCGUCAGCCCGUUUCUGAAAGAGCACAUCCCAGGCAUUUACGCGCCGGUCGGUAAAGAUUUCCAAGAUGAAUCUUCCCACACACCGCCAGUUUCUGUACCGAGGGAUGCCAAUACUCGAUUCUGCUACCGCCAUCGCCCGGACUCCAAGUGCCGGCGAACCGCCGACGAAACUAAGAUGGGCAUGAUCCAAAGGGAUCUCAACAGUCUCUCCGCUGCCGAUCAAGAGGCCAUCACGCAUGUUUGGUCUCUCUUCUCAGCCGCACCUGCCAAACACCGAGAGCUUAUGCUCCAGGGCAUCAUUACACAGUGCUGCUUCCCACAACUCUCGACCGUCUCCCGCGAAGUACAAGAGCAGCUCAAGAUCGACUUUUUGACGGCUCUCCCGACAGAGCUGUCCUAUAAAAUCCUAUGCCACCUCGAUACAGUAUCGCUGUGCAAGGCCGCCCAGGUCAGCCGUCGCUGGCAGAAUCUUGCAGAUGACGAUGUAGUCUGGCACCGCAUGUGCGAGCAACAUAUCGAUAGGAAGUGCACCAAGUGCGGCUGGGGCCUGCCGCUGUUGGAAAAGAAGAAACUCAAGGCAUGGAGUCGUCACCAACAUACAGCGCAUGGCAAAGAAAGCGAAUCGAGCGAGACUGCCGACGAGGUUAAUGGAUCCAACAAGCGCCCCCUAGAGGAUGAAAGCGCACCUUCCAAGCGACCACGUCUCGACGGUACUGGCCCGUCUUCGGCUUGUCUCGAGACGGAGCGCAAGUUUCGUCCCUGGAAAGAUGUCUAUCGCGAUCGUUUCAAAGUCGGGUUCAACUGGAAGACAGGCCGCUGCACCAUCAAGACCUUCAAGGGCCACGAGAAUGGUGUCACUUGUCUCCAGUUUGAUCAGAAUAUUCUGGCUACCGGCUCGUACGACACCACGAUCAAGAUAUGGAACAUCGAGACUGGCGAGGAGCUACGUACUUUGCGCGGACACACAGGCGCAGUACGAACAUUGCAGUUUGACGACAGCAAGCUCAUCAGCGGCAGCUUCGAUAAGACUAUCAAGAUUUGGAACUGGCAGACUGGAGAGUGUCUGAGCACCCUUCAGUGUCACACUGACGGUGUAUUGUCGGUACACUUUGACAAGGGAACGCUGGCGUCCGGUUCGAUCGACAAGACGGUCAAAAUUUUCUGCUUCGACACAAAGCAAACGUUUUAUCUACGUGGCCACACUGACUGGGUCAACCAUGUUAGAUUAGACACUGCAUCUCGAACCGUCUUUUCUGCAUCUGACGAUUUGUCUAUCAAGUUGUGGGAUUUGGACACGAAGCAGUGCAUCAAAACUUAUCUCGGUCACGUCGGUCAAGUUCAGCAAAUUCUCCUCAUGCCUCCCGAUUUUGAACCAGAUGAGGUUCCCAGCGAGGAGGACAACGAUUCUUCCUCGGUGCAUAGUGGCCGGAGCGCGACGCCGACACCGUCCGCCCAUGUUGAUCGGUCUGUGUUUGGCCCCGGAUUCGAGUCGGAAUCGCGACCACUACCGCCGCGAUACAUGCUCACGGGUGGACUCGACAAUACGGUACGUCUGUGGGAUAUUGCCACUGGCAAGUGUAUUCGCAGCAUGUUUGGCCACGUCGAGGGCAUUUGGGGUCUAGUCGGCGACACUCUGCGUGUUGUCACUGGGGCCAACGAUUCGAUGACCAAGAUUUGGGAGCCUCGUUCUGGCAAAUGCGAGCGCAGCUUCACUGGUCACGCCGGGCCGGUGCAGUGCGUUGGCCUGAGCGAUAGUCGGAUGGCCAGCGGAAGUGAAGACGGCGAGGUGCGCCUCUACAGCUUCGAAGGCGAGGCCAAGGAGGAGCGGGGAACGCCCUCGUAA